AUGAGUGGACUGACGGACGAAGCUGUGCUUGAGGGCCACGACCUCAUCGACGGUGCCGAGCACGAGGCCCUGGCCGAUCCCAAGGACUUUAAGAAAGUCCACUCGGUCGGCGAGACGGGCGGCUCCAUCCUGCCGGACGUCGACAGCGCGGCCUCGAGGUCUGCCAAACCGGCGGAGGCUCGGAAAGGCACCGAGUCGCUCGGAUCGAAGCUAAAUGAGCUCAAGGACAAGGUGGCCAAAGACUAA
Molecule: messenger RNA, 246 nt
Organism: Sporothrix schenckii 1099-18
Lineage: Eukaryota; Fungi; Ascomycota; Sordariomycetes; Ophiostomatales; Ophiostomataceae
Exons: 2
Coding region: 1-246 (81 amino acids)
Source: RefSeq, a predicted model, not a curated record